Closterium sp. Naga37s-1 is the source of this 195-nucleotide messenger RNA. The record is from the annotation of a GenBank genome assembly. Lineage: Eukaryota; Viridiplantae; Streptophyta; Zygnematophyceae; Desmidiales; Closteriaceae.
CAAGGGAAUUUCAUCUUGGCCGUCCAUCCUGAUCAUCACCUCAUCUCAGCCGUCUAGCCCGUCUCCACCUGUCAGCCCUGAGCUUGAGCGACUCGUGCUGCUUCGUCUGUCCGCCAGGCGCUGCUGCUUCUUCUGCUGCAGCGAAUGGCGAAGAAGAAGAGCAAGCGUGCUGCAGCGCCCGCAGAUGCUGCCAAG